AUGACCGGGCUUGUUGGCUUCACUGAUAACCCAUUCCGGGAGCGUUCCGACCUUGUUCGAGCUGCCAUCGCCCUCAUACAUCCGCUUGGGCCAUACAGAUCUCCAGCUAGAGCCCGUGUCAAGUUGUUUCCUUCUACAGCUCCGGCUUUCGACGAUGUUGCCGCCCAACUCGAGGGGUUCGCCCGCCCCCUGUGGGCUAUUCAAGGCCUUGUAGAAAACGAAUCCGAUGAUGGAGGCCCCGGCAUCGGUGAGGCUCACAGCUGGAUUCAGGGUAUCCAAGCUGGUGUAGAUCCUUCUAGCUCUGAGUAUUGGGGUGAUGUCGGGCCUUCUGACCAACGCAUGGUUGAGAUGGAGUCGAUUGCGUUUGCGCUGCUGAUCAUUCCAGAGGCCAUGAUGCGUCUUUUGGGACGAGAGUCGAAGCUCAACCUCACAAAAUGGUUGCAGCAAAUCAACAAUCAUUCUAUGCCGCGUAACAACUGGCGGUGGUUUCGAGUUUUCGUCAAUCUAGCGCUGGUCGAGACCCUUGGAGUACCAAGACACGAGGUGACGCACAUGGUGGAUGAAGACUUUGCAUUGCUUGAUGAAUUCUACCUCGGCCAAGGCUGGUCCUCUGAUGGCGUCUGGGGGGACGAGAGAAAACAAGCAGAUUACUAUUCCGGAAGUUUCGCCAUCCAGUUUGCGCAAUUGCUCUACAUUCGGUUUGCUAAAAGGGAUGAAGAAAGGGUCCAGAGAUAUCGACAACAAGCAGCCGAGUUUGCUUCCCAAUAUUGGAGGUACUUUGAUGUCAAUGGCGCCGCUAUACCAUUUGGCCGGAGUUUGACCUACCGAUUCGCAUUCGGAGCUUUCUGGGCAGCCCUCGCUCUCGUCGACGUCCAGCUCCCUAGUCCCGUGGGAAGCCUAGGUUCCAUCAAGGGCAUGCUUAUGCGGCACCUACGAUGGUGGUCAAAGAAGCCAGAGAUUUUCAAUUCUGAUGGUACCAUGACCAUUGGGUAUACUUAUCCCAAUAUGUAUUUGUGCGAGGACUACAACUCAAGACAGUCCGUGUAUUGGUGUUUGAAGAGUUUCAUCGUUCUUGGCUUGCCUGAAGGCCACCCUUUCUGGACCUGCGAAGAGGAGCCCCAUCCCAUGGCAAAGUUGAGUCUGAGCAAACAGCCUCAAGUUGGGCAUCCAAACACUCUUCAGGCUAUCUGGCCUGCUCAUCACAUUCUCUGCAAUUCUCGUGAACACCACUACCUCCUAUCAUCAGGACAAAUGACGACCAGGAAAUUCAAGGCCAGAGAAGCCAAGUACGGCAAGCUCGCCUACUCCUCCGCAUUCGGAUUCAGUGUGCCCUCAGGCCCAGAACUACACCAACUGGCGCCAGACAGUACACUUUCCAUCAGCUUGGAUGAUGGAGAGACGUGGAAAGUUCGGUGGCAGCCCUUCGAUGUCAGACUUCAAACUGCUUUCGUUCGCUCUCAUGGAGACUUACACAAGGUCCCUGCAAUAUCCAGUGUCUGGAAGCCCUUCAAACAACUCGGCGUGGAGAUUGAGACCAUUCUUGUCCCGUUGACUCCGCACUUUCCGGGGUGGCAUAUUCGGUCGCACAAAGUAACGGGCCUCGAUUGCUUGAGCACUGUUCCUUGUUCAGAGGGAAUCCAACUGGUUGAUGCCUCUUUCGCAUUAUCUGCCCUGUCCGCCACCGGGUAUCAUGUACCCAAAGAUGCCCCUGGCGACGUGACGAAUGGCUGCUUUUCCGACUCAUCGAGCAUUCUGAUGAUGUCCCAUGCUGGAUCCAGCGGCGCUGUGCACAUCACACCCGAUGUAGCUGCCAUUGGACCUGCGGUUGAAACCAAGCAAAAAGGCGAAUCGUUGCUGAUCGAAGCCGACCCGAACACCAACUUGAUCACACAGAGGACUUUCAUUCCCUCCGUUAGAUACAACGUCAGGUCUGCUACGCUGAAUGACCCGGAAACAGCGACAGAAUCAAUAAUCUUCGCAACUGGUGUGUUUGGGGUAUCAAGUCAUAGCGUGGAUCGCGGCGAGAUGAAGAAGAUGUGGGAGAAGCGGCCUACUGUUCAACUCAACAUAGGCACUGGGAGCGGCAAUACUAUCCAGAUUUCAUAG
Fusarium keratoplasticum is the source of this 2106-nucleotide messenger RNA. RefSeq lists its product as uncharacterized. The transcript is spliced from 2 exons. Lineage: Eukaryota; Fungi; Ascomycota; Sordariomycetes; Hypocreales; Nectriaceae. The record is from RefSeq and is a predicted model, not a curated record. The coding region runs from base 1 to 2106 and encodes 701 amino acids.